Messenger RNA from Fusarium verticillioides 7600, 2177 nucleotides. RefSeq lists its product as hypothetical. Gene Ontology annotation, biological process: ubiquitin-dependent protein catabolic process. The transcript is spliced from 2 exons. NCBI's taxonomy places the organism in Eukaryota, Fungi, Ascomycota, Sordariomycetes, Hypocreales, Nectriaceae. Bases 713 to 1750 code for a protein of 345 amino acids. Gene Ontology annotation, cellular component: COP9 signalosome. The record is from RefSeq and is a predicted model, not a curated record.
GCUUGGAGAGCAACAACAAACUUCAUAUCAUCUGAUUCUUCAUACCUCAAUACGGACCGGGGCCUUACAAUACAAAGUUCUUCGUCAUCACUUUGAGUUUUUGACGAGCAUGACUGGGAGAUGAUCAGUGUAACAGUUUCAUUAAUUCAAACUCCACACUUCACAUAACCAACCACUACCUACACGGAGAAUCAGCCUGGGUGGGUAUUCAGAGCACAGCUGAUCAUGGACACUAUUGCGGCCGUUCUGGCUGCCUUCGCGCCAACUCAGGCCGCUGCUCAUUCCGUCAAGAAGUAUGAUGCUGCUAUUCGGGACCAUGUCGCAGCUGUGACCUCGCUGUUUGCGAACCAACGGGAAGUCAUCAGUGCCAAUGCUAGCCAAAUCCUACGAAAUAUUGACCCCUCGACCGACUCUAUCACAUUUCAAGCCAUCCUGCUUCUCUCACUACAAACAUCGAACCCGGCACAUGGUAGCGAACGAAGCACACUCUUAGACGAGACCCUCCGAUUCCUUCUCAACUUCAACCCUCUCCAGAUACGAUAUGUGGGCUCUGAUUUCAGAAAGCUUCUCGAAUACAUCGCAUCAGGCACGCUAUUUACGGUACGCGCCACCCCUCCAUGGCAUCGCCAGGCGCUAACUAUCCUGCAACUAGACAAGGGUUACUGUAGAGGCUUUGGCUGCCGCUAUACUGCGACUCGAUCCCACAGGAAGCAUGUUCACAUCUACCCAUCUUACACUCGUCAAGAUCGCCUAUUCGACAUCUUGGAUUGAGCCCGCUCUCAAGGUUCUCGAUUGCGAUCUUACGUUCUACCCCGGUAUGGCAGGCCAGAAGGACGCCAAACUCUUGUGUGAUAGUAGUCUGCAUCCCGCCUCCUUCAUUUCAGUUGACACAGGUCUUACUGGGGAUGUGAAGAGCUCUGCCGUCUUGGAGUAUAAUCACCUUACAGCUCAAUGCUACAUGUCACGACGAGACUGGACCAAAGCCUACCGAGCUCUUGAGCGCGUCAUUACACACCCAGCAAAAGACAAAGGCGUCAGUAAGGUCAUGGAUGAAGCGUACAAGCGAUGGUUACUGGUCGGGCUGCUCAAGGAUGGAAAGGAACCAAGUAUUCCAUCAUACACUUCCACGGUAGCCAAGAAUACCUUCAGCACACUAAGUACGCCAUACAAGAAUAUCACCACUUGGUUCACAACAACGGAUGCUGCGCAGCUCAAAGCGGAAAUUGAGGCCAACCGACAGGUCUGGGAGGAAGACGGCACCUCAUCGUUGGUGGCCGAGGUAGUGGCGGCGUACCCAAAAUGGCAAAUCAUCAACCUCCGCGACAUAUAUGUACGGGUGUCCAUUUCUCAAGUGCGUCUCUCGACACUCAGUGCCGAGACAGGCGAAAUCCUCACAGAUGACGAUGCCACCACACGCUUAGUUCAAGAUAUGAUUGAUUCCGGUCUCCUAAAAGGCGAGCUGCAGCCGGGCGGCAGUGACGGGGAACUCUAUCUGCACUUCCACGACGACAAUGAGGAGAUGACAGAGGCGAACUUUGCCCAACAGAUUGCCCAGCGUUAUCAUAACAUCGAAAGCCUUGGAAGCCAGUACAAGGUAGCCAACGAACGGCUUGGUAACCGUAAGGAGUACGUGAAGCACGCUGUCAGGGAGCAGAAGCGGGCAGACAAGGACCCUACAGAUCCUGGGCUGGGCUUCGAUUCUCUAAUAGAAGAUGAGGACCUUAUGACAGGCAUCACACCAACUGCCUAAGUCGACCGCUCAGAAACAGGCAUGUUCACACGGCCAUAACCUAUGGUGAGCAGUAUGGGCUUAUUACUCUAAAAAACAGACAUACAUAUUUCAUUUUCCCACAGACACGACAUAUUCGUUGAUAGUUGGCAACAAUGCUGCUCGCAAGGGUUGCGUUAGAUGAAGACGCGGCGUAUUACUCUGUAUUUCACUAGAUAAUCAAUCAAAUGAUGACUGGCUGUGGUUGAACACCAGUUGAUGACGGUCUCCUGACCCCCGAUUCCGUCUUCUGCCCGUUAUUAUCUCUUCCUUCUGUCGUUCGAAUUUCUCAGCUCUGAAGGACAUGUGUUGAACUCAAUUUACCAUUUGUCACUAUUAUUCAUGCUUCGGUCUCUCUGCGUCUCCUGAACCCAUCAUCGAGUGUAUGACAAGCGGGCAAUUAUGUCUU